AUGGAUAAAGUUAGGCAAAUGAAGGGAUUCAGACCACUUAAGAUCCUAAAUGCAAUAAGGGCGGAAGAUAAGGAUAAAUUGUCCACCAUUUCCACAAUCAAUGCCGCCAAAGCAACGAUUAAGAGAACUGAAUGGGAUGGUAGGUUCAUUAUGCAACAAUCAGAGUGGUUAGCAGAAACUCUUAACUACGCCAUGCAAACUAAGGUGGGUCCGGAUGAGAAAGUGACUCAUAUUUUUCUUGCACAUCCAAGGAUGAUGGAUUUGUCUCAGUCUUUUUACCAGGUUCUAUUCAUAGAUUGCACCUACAGGACAAACAAGUAUAAAAUGCCGAUGUUGAAUGUGGUAAGCCAUACUUCGAAUAAAAAUUCAUUCACCGUUGCAUGGUGCUUUAUGGAAAAAGAAGAAAUAAAGGACUAUGUUUGGGCGUUGCAACAAGUGAGGUUGAUUUACCGUGGAGAAGAGACGCCAUAG
Molecule: messenger RNA, 471 nt
Organism: Papaver somniferum (opium poppy)
Lineage: Eukaryota; Viridiplantae; Streptophyta; Magnoliopsida; Ranunculales; Papaveraceae
Exons: 1
Coding region: 1-471 (156 amino acids)
Source: RefSeq, a predicted model, not a curated record